This is a messenger RNA of Sinocyclocheilus rhinocerous, 3481 nucleotides long. Its product is annotated as kinesin-like protein KIF23. Gene Ontology annotation, biological process: microtubule-based movement; mitotic spindle midzone assembly. The transcript is spliced from 23 exons. Gene Ontology annotation, molecular function: microtubule motor activity; ATP binding; microtubule binding. Gene Ontology annotation, cellular component: microtubule; nucleus; kinesin complex. Lineage: Eukaryota; Metazoa; Chordata; Actinopteri; Cypriniformes; Cyprinidae. The record is from RefSeq and is a predicted model, not a curated record. Bases 128 to 2944 code for a protein of 938 amino acids.
UGAGCUCGCUGAUUGGUCACAUUUGAAAAAUCUGUUACUGACGCAGUGGAGGGAACGUUUGAACUUCGAAUUUUGUAUACGGACAAGAAGGCAACGGCGUCGCGGAAUUAAACUAAAACACCUCAACAUGAUUAGGCAAGCGAAGGGCAAGACCCCCCGCCGCCCUCCUCCAAAAAAGCCUUCCAACAACCAGAAGGACCCUGUUGGAGUGUAUUGUCGCGUGCGGCCACUGGGUGCAGAAGAUGAGGAAUGCUGUAUUGAGGUUAUAAGCAACACCACCAUUCAGCUACAUGCCCCUGAUGGGCUCAAAGCCAACAGAAAUGGUGAAUUCAAAGAGACACAAUAUUCCUUCAAAAAAGUGUUUGGAAUUAAAACGACACAGAGGGAAUUAUUUGAAGAUGUUGCCAAACCUCUAGUAGAAGACCUCAUUCACUGUAAAAAUGGUCUGUUGUUCACCUACGGUGUCACUGGCAGUGGUAAAACGUACACAAUGACUGGCUCACCUGGUCAAGGUGGGCUGCUCCCACGUUCACUCGACAUGAUCUUCAACAGCAUCGGCCCCUACCAGGCCAAGAGAUAUGUUUUCAAGCCUGAUGAUAAAAAUGGCAUGGAGGUACAGAAUCAGGUAGAUGCGCUCUUGGACCGACAGAAGCGAGACAGCCAGACAUCUGUACCAAAGACCCCAACAACAAGGCGAAUUGACCCUGAGUUUGCUGACAUGAUCAGUCCAGAGGAGGCUUGUAAGUCAGGUGGAGUGGAUGAAGAUAGCAGCUACAGUGUUUUUGUCUCUUACAUUGAGAUUUACAACAACUACAUCUAUGAUCUCCUGGAAGAGACUCCCUUUGACCCAAUAAAGCCCAAACCACCCCAAUCCAAAAUACUGCGUGAAGAUCAAAAUCACAACAUGUAUGUGGCCGGGUGCACUGAGGUUGAGGUCAAGUCAACAGAGGAAGCUUUUGAAGUCUUUUGGAGAGGUAAGCUGAUGGUGAAUUUGUUGUUCCUUUUUCAGGAUAAGAGUCAGGUAAAUGUGAGCCAGUUGUGUCUGGUGGAUCUGGCUGGCAGUGAACGCACCAGCAGAACCCGAGCAGAGGGCAGCCGUCUCCGUGAAGCGGGCAACAUCAAUCAAUCUUUAAUGACUCUGCGCACAUGUAUUGAGGUACUGAGGGAGAAUCAGAUGUGUGGCACAAACAAGAUGGUUCCGUACAGGGACUCCAAAGUGACCCAUCUAUUCAAGAACUACUUUGAUGGGGAAGGCAAAGUGAGGAUGGUCGUGUGUGUAAAUCCAAAAGCUGAUGAUUAUGAGGAGACCUUGCUGGUGAUGCGCUUUGCUGAGAUGACUCAGGAGGUUGAAGUGGCCCGGCCUGUUGACAGGCCCAUCUGUGGCUUUGCUGCUGGUCGCCGACAGAGAAACCAGGCCUUCAAAGAUGAGCUUACCCACAGGCUGGAAGAACGUGGUGGUCCUAUAGAUGGAGAGUCUCCAACAGUAUUGAACCAACUACUUCAGUCGUUCCAUCCACUUCCUCCCUGUGAGAUCUCUGGCCCUAACGAUGAUGUUACACUGCCCAGACUCAUUGAGGCCCUGGAGAAGAGACACAAGAUUCGACAGAUGAUGGUUCAGGAGUACAAUAAAACUGCCAACAUGCUGAAGUCUGUGCUUCAAGAGCAAGACAGCAACCUUCUCUCCAAGGAGAACUUCAUCCAAGAGCAACGUGGCCGGCUUGGUGAAAAGGACAAAAUGAUCCAAAACCAGAAGAAUGAGAUUGAUCGUCUGGAAAAGAAAUCCAAAAUGCUGGAGUACAAGAUUGACAUUCUACAGAAAACCACCAACAUCUAUGAGGAGGACAAACGAUCUCUACAGCACGAACUGGAGAGCAGAGAACAGCGGCUGCAGAGGGAAAUGUCUGAAAAGAGACGCAUGGAAACGCGCAUGCAGGGCAUCGUCACUGACGCCAAGCUUAAGUGGGAGAAGGAGUGUGAGAGGCGGGUAAAUGCUAAGCAGCUGGAAAUGCAGAAUAAGCUGUGGGUGAAGGAUGAGAAACUCAAACAGCUCAAAGCCAUUGUGACUGAGGGAAAGACGGAGAACCGGCAGCCACAGCGGCCCUCCAGAGAAAAGGACAAAGUGCCUGCCAAGAGAUCCGCUUCCCCGUCGCCUGUUCCUUCUCUCUACAAUGGCUCUCAGUCAUCCCUCUCCUCCCUGGAGCCCAUAUAUAACUUCUCUCAGACGGUCAGGCCAGAUCCUCACUUCCCCAGACCAGGCAGUGUGUCUGUGGCCUCCUGCAUCUCCGAGUGGGAGCAGGGUGUCCCGCACUCUCGUAGGCAGGGUAGCCAGUCGCCUCCAGACAGUAGGAAGAGAGCUCAGGGCCUUCCCGACAGUCUUAGGAGGAGGAGAGGCAGGUGUUGGGCCAGAGAGGUGCCUGUCCAGCCAGCAGAGGUAGACCUAGAGGAAACGGGUCACUGGACUGGGCCACCGGUUCGGCCUCUACACAGACGCUCGCACUCCGCAGGUGGGGAGAGGUGGGUUGAUCAUAAACCCACCACUAACGUGGACCUGGAUACAGUUCUGCAGCCAAACAUCCCCAAUGCCAUCAAAGUGAAUGCUCCCAAUGAGAAAGCUCUGUCCAAGUGUGACAAGUACGUUCUGACACACCAGGAGUUUGCAUCAGAUGGAGAGAUUCAGACCAAGCUAAUCAAGGGUGAAGUGUUCAAAACUAGAGGUGGAGGACAGGCUGUUCAGUUCACGGAUAUCGAAACGCUUAAGCAGGAAAACCCUGUUGCGGCCAGCCGUAAGAGACGAUCAUCAGAGACUGGCCCGGAUGGUGAGCCUAUGGAAGGAAACUGGACUGAUGUGGAGACGAGGUGCUCUGUGGCAGUGGAGAUGAGAGCUGGCUCAAACCUAGGACCUGGAUACCAACAUCACGGAUAUCCAAAACGCAGAAAGCCUUGAGACUGCUCUAGUAUUGCCAUCACAGCAGAGUCCUUUCCUCUCGAAGCCUCUUAUCACUGUGUGCAAUAGCAAAUUCACUUUAUAAUAUUUAACUUUUUUUAAAUGCUUUUAUGGAAAUUCUUUUUAUAGAAGACUACACAAGUUCACCAAAGCUGUUUUUGUACUGCAUUUUCUACCAGGGUGUUGCCAUGUAAAAUUCACAUUUGGUGUAAGUGUGGGUCUGGGUGGGUUUCCAAACAAAGUGUUACAAAUGUUUUGUUUUCUAACUGUCAAGCACAUUAGGUAUUUGUGUAUUUUUUUUAUAUAUAUAUAUAUAUAUAUAUAUGUGUGUUAAUGUAUACUCUCUUGCAUUUGGGCAGUUAGGACAGUCAAAGCAUUUGCUGGUGUUUCUUUAAAAAUCCUUUAGUAAAAGUCAUUUUCAUGACUUUAGUAGGCAGCACCUUGGAAAAGCACUCUUUCCAUGUAGUUUCACUUGUAUGAUAUUGCUGCAGACAAAACUGUUAAUAAACAGCAUGUGAUAUACUUGUUUGGUUCAUA